AAACGAAAUCCCGGAUUAGUCGCCGUCGGUGCAAUCCCAUGUGAAGAUCGGAGUAAAGCCACAGGAAUUUGCACACGGGAGACGGCACGAUCGCGCGCAAACAACUUUAAAGACGAAAGUCGAGAUGCGUCUUUUGGAUAAAUCGAACAAACCGCACGCCGAUAAAGGCCCGCCACCGCAGAUGGUCGAUGUUCCAAUCGAUCCACCAUGUUGCGUUGUGUUGACGGAUUCGAGGAUUCGAAAUAUAGGCGCAACAUCCAAGUACAGGACGCAGUCGAGCGUGUGCUGCCAUUCGAGCUUUUGUGCACGGCACAAAAACAUUCUCCUGAUGACUGGAGCGAUUUCGAUCUUAUUGAUUAUCCUUCUUCUGACGAUCGCCAAUCUCACGUUUUCCAUAAUGUCCGAGCACGACGCUCGCAAUACUUCUGCAGUUCCCGUUCAACCGGAAGCACGCGUGAAGCGAGCGAUCAGGCCGGGCUUUCCUCGCGACGGAAGAUCAUUGUUGAAGUCCCGGGCGCGACGGACGAUCGAUGGCAGCUCAUCCUUCAGCGAUCAGACGCGGGUGCUUACGAGCCGGAUAACGCGAGUUGCAGAAGCUGCAGCUGACGACGUGCCAACAAUAAACGGGCGACACGUCGGCGCGCAUCUGAUCAAGCGGGAGCUAUCUCGCAAGCGGAGAGAUUGCGAUCUGAGCGCGAAGCACUGCGAGAAUUUGUUGCAGGCGGUGCAAAGCCAGCUCGAGAUGCUCAGCAAUAAGUUCCCGGCGACAAACGGCGGGAAAUCGUUGCCCACGGAUAUUCUCAAGUGUCUCGAGUGCGCGAAAAUAAUAAAGCUGAACAUUGCGGAUGAGAGCGACGAGGAUCACGCGGCGUCGCGAUCGAGGGACCGAUAUUUCCCGUACGAUUACGUUUCCGAGCCGAAUCGCUCGAGCGAUUACGGCACCACCGUCAUUAAGCUGCUCGAUGACAAGGCAGCCGAGAGCGGUGGCGCGAAGCGGCCGACUCAAGUCAAUCGGACGGAAGCGGCGAAAAUCCAGGCGGCGGCGGCGGACGACUCGGUUACGGACGGUCAAUUACGAGACGUCACGAAUCAAUCAUCGGCGAACACCACCGGUGUAUCGGAAACCAGCAGUACCGUAACAAUUGAUCAUACGAAUUCCGAUGAAAGCCAACAGACAGAAGCUGCAUACGUGAACGGACGCGCCGACAGUGACAAUUCGGGCGUCCGCGGUGACAAACGGCCGGGCGGUAAUUCAACUGUCGACGACUCGCGGAUGAUAAAGAUGCAAACCGACGGCGUGCAGUCGAGGAUCGACCAGCAGCAGCAACUCCGUGUAACAAUCGAGGGCAAAGGUAUCACGAGCGUGAGGCCGCGGCCGUCCGCGAUGAUGGAGUCGAGCACCACGCGGUAUAGCGCUAUUACGGUGCGGGAUAGCGAGCGAUUCGUUGGAACCACGAUCGCGGCUGAUGCGAUGGGAACAAUCGAAACGGGAACACGGGCCAUCGUCGAUUUUACGAAGCAGAUUACUGAAAACGUGACGAGUUUGCCGGCGGGAUCCGACGUGACCGGAAUCGACGGCGCGGGCGGCGGCGUCACGGUGAUGCAGCAGCCUUCGGUGCGCCCUUCGCUUGAGGGACACCCCGAGAAUCGAUCGGACGCCGCAGCGAUGAAUGGAUCGAGAUCGAUGGAUCAUCAUCGCGCUUACAAGCAGUUCAUGCAGCCGGUCGACAAUUCUCUCCAGACGAAGGACGACGUCAAAUCCUCCAUGAUGCCGGCGGUGAGCACGAAAUCCUUUCAGCAGCUGCAACUGAAUCCCACGACGUGGUCGAUGCCGCAUCCGGUCUGCUUCUUCGGCUAUCCCGGCCAGCCCGCCGCCGGUGUGCCCGCGUCGCUGUCACCGGCGUCGUCGGCGGCGUUUUACCCGGCCUCCUCCUCCUCCGCCGCGCAAGGUCGCGGAUUUUCGUUCCAGAAUCCGUCGUCUCACCAGGCCUCCCCCCCGUUGCUGCCGAACAUGCAGGUGCAGGCGAACACGGUGCAAUUUCUGCCCGGCAGACCUAACUACGUCGGCGGUCUGGCGCCGCCGACGGGACCAGGCGUCGGCCCCACGGGACCCGCCGUGUCGAACUUCCCGUCGAUCUUCCCGCUGAAUCAGCAGCAACCCGCGGUUAUGUCCCAGCCGCAGCAGCAGCCAGUCGCAAACAUGCCGUAUUUUUGCGGCUAUAUGUCACUGCCGACCAUCCGCUUCCCGCCGAUCCCCGGCACGUCGCAAUUCGACCGUUCAGCCGACGAAGCGAAAGACUCGCUGUUAAAAGAAUCACAAAAACUACCGCACGGCGGUGUUAUCGUGCGACCUGAUCCCACCUUAUCUUUACAGCCCACGUUCAACAAAUGUCCUGUUAAUUAUCGUCAGUGCGAUAAUUCGCAUUGCAUACCAAGGGUGAAAUGGUGCGACGGCCGUGUUGAUUGCAGCGAUGCCAGCGACGAGACGAAAUGCUCAUGCAGAGAUCGAAUAUUACGAGACCGACUCUGCGACGGUUACUUUGAUUGUCCACAUGGAGAGGACGAACUCGGUUGUUUUGGCUGCCCAAAGGAUCAUUUCAGUUGCGACGACUGGGACAGGCGUGAUAACAGCAACAAUUGCGUUUCACUUUCGCAACGUUGCGACGGGAUAAUGCAAUGUCCUAAUGGAAAGGAUGAGGUCGACUGCAAUACGCUUCUAGAAUACAUAGGUCCAAACGAUAUCUUUUCGGUUGGUUACACCCAAGGGUACCUGCACAAGAAUGUACGAGGGCAAUGGUAUCCCGUUUGCUCGAAGUCAUUUACUUGGGCAGAGGAUGCCUGCGAAUCGGAAAUCGGUCGGCCGCUAACGACGAUGCCGGAGAUGCAAAUCAUGCGUGUGUCUGAGGAGGCCUAUCAGGAUCUUUACGUGAUAGAAUCUGGCACUGAUGAGAUCAAGUUGACGUCGUGUCCGGGUACAGCGGUGUACGUCAAAUGUCCGCCGUUACCUUGCGGCACGAAAGCCCUACCGCGUCAGACUUUCUCCAACGCGACGAAGUACAAGUACAUGACCAGAAGACACGCGGAGGAACAAUCCGCCGUGGAGCUCGCGGAAUUUAACAAGCUCUACCAGCAGACGCUGGGGCUGCUGAACGCGAGUCAAUCGGUGUCCGGGACGAAGGUGCAGGAGCAGAACGACACCCUCGUUGGGUCGCAAUCGCGAGUGGUCGGCGGCCGGGCGAGUCAGCCCACAGCUUGGCCCUUCCUGGUCGCGAUUUACAAGAACGGCAAUUUCCAUUGCGGCGGUGUUAUCCUCAGUGACGUUCACAUAAUCUCCGCAGGUCACUGCAUGGACGGAUACCAGGAACAUUAUUACGAGAUACAAGCCGGUACGCUCAGGCGAUUUUCAUUCUCACCGAUGGCGCAGUGGAGACGGGCGAGAUACGUGAUUAUUCAUCCUGGCUACGUGAAACGGGACAUGCAGAACGACUUCGCGGUGAUUAAGUUGGACAGACCUCUCCUUUUCAAUCGAUGGGUCCGCCAGGUUUGCUUACCAACGUCAAACACCGCUGGUCCCGAAUGGAAAGAGGGCCCGUUACCGCAGUCCAUGUGCGUCGCUAUCGGAUGGGGUGCCGUAACAGAAGAUGGACCAGAGCCGGAUCAUUUGCGGGAAGUGAAAGUACCAAUUUUACCAUCGUGUAAACAUUUGGUCGAUCGGAACGAAGCUUCGAUCUGCGCGGGAUAUCCUGAGGGUGGCCACGAUGCAUGUCAGGGCGACAGUGGUGGUCCCUUAAUGUGCAGAAAUCCGAAUUUAGAGACACAGUGGUACGCGGCGGGCCUGAUCAGCCACGGGGACGGAUGCGGACGUCCGGACGAGCCCGGUGUUUACAUGAAAAUAAGUUACUACUUGGAUUGGAUUCUGCAGGCGUUCGAAACCUUAGAUAAUCACGCGACGUAUGGAAAUCAACCCUUGGAUUCGUGUCCAGGAUUCAGCUGUCACUCAAGCUCGGGAAAGUGCUUGCCGAUACAGAGCCGUUGCAAUGGCGUUGUGAAUUGUUUAGACGCAGAAGAUGAGAUCGGAUGCGGAUUUUUAACGAACAACUAUGCGAGUUACAGGAACUCCAAUAAUACAUCUGCAAAACCGCAAACGGAUGGAGUGUCCAGUGAUACCACAGAAAAAAAUACAGUGAGCACGGAAGCAAUUCCUAUUUCUACUUCCCCCUACUUCUUCUAUCAGACCGAGUCGCAGACUCGCGAUAACGAAAAUACCGAUAAUUCAGAUACUGUGGAUGUCUACGCGACAACGCCCGAAACGAUAAUGCCGAGCGUUAGAUUGACGUUUACUUGCAGAAACCUGAUUCAAACUAUAACGAUCAACAAAAGAUGCGACAAGCACUUGGACUGCGAAGACGGCACCGACGAGGAGGACUGUACAUGCAGGGAUUAUCUGUCGAAUCUCCAAUCCGUGGCGAUUUGCGACGGACAUUUGGACUGCGACGACGAAACGGACGAGAAAGAUUGCGGUCUAUGCAAGAACACCGAAUUUUACUGCAGCAGGAGCGGCGGUUGCAUCCCGAUGACGAGGAGAUGCGACGGGAAUUUCGAUUGCCCUCUACGGGAGGACGAAGUUGACUGCCUUACAUUGACUGAUGGGGAGUACGUAAAUAUGGAUAGCGACGAUCGGCCGAUUUUGAACACAGAGGGUUUACUCAGUAGAUACUACAACGGAACGUGGCACGUGGAAUGUCCCCAGGCGGACAUAUUGGAGAACGGCACAGUAACGUCGACAAUUGGUGGGAACUUGUGCAAAUAUCUUGGAUUCCAGAGUUUGCAGUCGUUUGACAAGAUCGUCGUGAACGAAACGGAGCUGGAGACUCGGAGGUGGGACAGCGCGGCGGGUUACGUACUUUCGCCGGAGCACGUCGUUGCGGCGAGUGAGGGAAGCGGCGAGACGUGUACGACGCUACGGUUCCGCUGCAGACCGGUUCUGAGCAGCAGCGCCGACUCGCAUCUGGUCGUCGAUCCGAGAACCGGAAACCAUACCUACCUGUGGCCGUGGCUCGCGGCCAUCUUCGUCGACGGCCGUUACCACUGCUCGGCCUUACUCCUGGAGCCAGACUGGCUCCUGGCCAGCUCGAGUUGCACGGCAGCUAUUCGAUUGUCAGUGAACUACACGACAGCUCUGCUCGGUCAAAGCCGCUCGUUUCUCUACGUGGACGGACCUCAUCAGCAAGUAUCGGUCGUCGACGAGAUCAGAGACGUGAAAUUAUCGGACGUCUCGUUGCUUCACUUGAAAACUGCGGUGAAUUUUACUCGCUACGUGCAGCCGCUGUUCCUAGAGAAGAGAAUAUAUCCACCGGCGAAAGACGAUUUAUGCGUGGCAAUCGGCACAAACGACGAACACGUGACGCAAUCGAUCUUUCUUCAACCGAUUCUCCAAAAUUGCGACAAGUGCUAUCGUUGUUUCGUCGAAGCUUUAGGAUCGUUUAGCAUCAAAUGCCCGGUCAAUGGAACUUCGUCGAAUUGGAGCGGAACAGUGUUUUGUCGCGGCGAGAAAGGAUGGUAUCCCGCGGCUGUGUUUCAGGAAAACGGCGGCCUGUGCGGCUUCCGAACCGUGCGGAACUUGACGAGCAUCGAUUACAUCCAUGCCUAUCUCACGCAAGCUUUGGAGGAAGCGCCGCAAUCAACACCUGAAGUCACAUGCGACGGUGUUCGAUGCAAUAUCGGACAAUGUAUCCCUAAGAAUCAAGUAUGCGACGGUGUGGUAGAUUGCCGAGACGGCGCCGACGAGGAGAGUGAAAUGUGUCUACAAAUGCAACAGAUCAGAAGAACAAACGGAUCCAACGACAAAUGCGCGAGGUCGGAGCUGCGAUGCAGAAACGGCGAGUGUGUCACCAAGAGUGCAUUUUGCGACGGCAAAGUGGAUUGCUCGGACGGAACGGAUGAACCUACAGUAUGCAGCUGCGCGGAAUAUUUAAGACUUACUGCGCCUGAACGCUUAUGCGACGGGGUGCGACAUUGUCUCGACAAGACCGACGAGUCGCUAAAAGCGUGUCAAUGCACCGAAACCAGCUUUAAAUGCAACACAGGAAGCAGAAAUAUUACCUGCAUCUCGCAAGAUUUCGUGUGCGACGGCGACAGUGAUUGUCCGAAUGGCGAGGACGAAACGAAAUGCAGAAAGGUGCAGGAGACCGCAGACGGCAGAUUUGCCGCGGGCGAGGUGAUACAACGAUCCUACGGCGUGUGGCACACCCUAUGCUAUCCGUCAGUGAUAAAGUCAAACGAAGAGGCGGCGAACGUGUGCCGAAGCAGCGGCUACACGGGCGGAAUUAUCGAUUACGAAUAUCAACUUGCCAACGAAUUCGUCGUUCCGACUCGCGAUGAUUUCUACAUGGUACGAUUAAAUCCGGGCACGUGGAUAACCAUGCGCGACGAUAAACCGCUUGUAACUUUGAUCCAACCUGAGAAACCCUGCUAUCGUCUCGUCGUCAAGUGCAAAUAGUCAAAUAUAUGUAAAUCGUUUACAAAUUUUAGCACGUUAUUAAGAUAACUUCAUCUCAACGUCUUGUUCAUAAUCUGACAGUCUAAAUGUAAGAGAUCUUUUUUUAUCUUGAAAGAAAAUAAUGAUUUGUAGAAGACACACAAAGUAUCAUUAAGUUUUAUAUAUUAGAGAUUAAUUUAUUCAGUUUUAGUAGAAAAAUUACAAUGUACGAGCAAAGCGAGUCGAUUACGUUAGAAAUAAUUCUUUAUUAAUCGAACAAAUAAUUAAGCUCAUCAUUCUCUGUUUGUAAUUUUUGAAUAAAACAUUAAAUAAGUUUACAUGAAAAA
Wasmannia auropunctata (little fire ant) is the source of this 6825-nucleotide messenger RNA. RefSeq names its product serine protease nudel (gene ndl). Gene Ontology annotation, cellular component: plasma membrane. Lineage: Eukaryota; Metazoa; Arthropoda; Insecta; Hymenoptera; Formicidae. The transcript is spliced from 25 exons. The record is from RefSeq and is a predicted model, not a curated record. Gene Ontology annotation, molecular function: protein binding; serine-type endopeptidase activity. The coding region runs from base 125 to 6499 and encodes 2124 amino acids. Gene Ontology annotation, biological process: proteolysis.